Porites evermanni is the source of this 2847-nucleotide messenger RNA. NCBI's taxonomy places the organism in Eukaryota, Metazoa, Cnidaria, Anthozoa, Scleractinia, Poritidae. The record is from the annotation of a GenBank genome assembly.
AUGGCGGCUGUUCGCUUCCUGCCUGGGCUGCUGCCAGCAUCGCGUGCUUUCUGUCGUAAAGCUCUCAAAAUACGGCCAAAAUCACACACAAAUACUUUUCAAAUUACAAAAGGCCAUAUGUGCGUAGUAUCGUCUAAGAAAGAAGUGAACGGAGUGGAAAUUUACCACGAUGUUGCCGGCCGAGGUGAUCAUGUUGUUUUGUGCAUGCCUGGAGCACUCGGUUCCACACAAAGUGACUUCGGCCCUCAGUUGAAGGGGCUCAGCGAUGAUUUUACAGUUGUAGCUUUUGAUCCUCGAGGAUACGGUAAAUCAAUACCGCCAAAACGUGACUUUCCUACUGACUUUUUUGCAAGGGAUGCAGACGAUGCAGCAGGGCUUAUGGAAACUCUUGGUAAGACGUGGACCACCCAAAUGGGGAAGUUCCACUUUUAUUCCGGACCCCCCAUAUGGAGGGUGGGGAAGGGACCGGAAUAAAAAUGUAAUGUCCCCAGGGAUAUACACAAAUAUGAGGAAUGAUUGCUGCAGAGCCCCAUACUUAAUUAUCAGUGACAGAUCCAGGGGCCCCCUGGGCCCCCCUUAUUUUUGGACCAAACUGAGGCCUGAACGACCGAAAAAACACCACACCCCCAUUCCUAUCUUAAGGUCUGGAUGCCCCCCCUUCUUAUCUGGAGGUCUGGAUCUGCCACUGAUUAUGCUUAUCUUUUUAACUCGGAGUCAAAAUCUAUCAUUGGAAGAUGUUAUGGGAGAGAGAAGUCUCAUGGGAGGUGUCCAUGGGAGGUUUCUGUUGGUGGAGCUUCAACUGUAAGUCUGGGAUCCUAGGGGGUGAGGGUAGCCAGGACAUUUUGGAGGAAUUGUCAUUUUUGUAGUUUUGUGUUGUUUGUAACGUUUCAUAUAAUGCUUGGGAAACAUAAUUUAUUUGCUUCAUAUGAAGCUCUGAUGUUGUCAUUCACAGGUAAUUUUUUAAGUUCCAUAGCGAAUAAGGACACAUAAUUUGCAUUAUAAAAAAUGAACCAGACAGCUGUGACACAGCCCAUUUAACCUAUGGUGCUUUAAUCACUUUGGGCUUUUUUGCAGACAACCUUUGAAAUAAUAAUCCUGCUAAAUGAAGAAAUCUGCAUUUCAAUGCAAAAUUAUCAGUUUCUCCACCAAUAAUUUUUGAAUUUUUGGUAUCUGACAGGUCAUACUAAAUACUCUCUUUUGGGUUGGAGUGACGGCGGAAUAACCGCUAUGGUACUUGCUGCUAAGUAUUCUGAUUGUAUUGAUCGUCUGGUGGUAUGGGGAGCCAAUGCUACUGUCACAGCACAAGACAUUGAGCUGUAUGAGAAAAUCAGAGACACAUCAAAAUGGAGUCAAAAAAUGAGAGAACCUUUAGAAGGUAAUAUAUUUUAUAAGUGACGUUUUUUUUUAUUGAUAAAAUAUCAAGCAAAUUCAUCUUGUGUGAUCACGUCCGUAAUUCUCAUCACCACUCUGUUUUGUAAAGCGUCGAUAUUACAAGGAGAAAUUUGAUGCUGAUCACUCUUAGGGCUGAAAGGGUUAAACCCCAAUAACCACAUACAAACUCUCCUGACUGAUCCCAUUCAUUUCCUUAAAGAAUUAAUUGAGAGAAUUUGUUUAAUGAUCAAUUGGUCAUGUUAUUAAUUCUCAUAACCUUUCCUUCUGGUUAUGCAUUGAUUUUGUUAGGAGAAAAUUGAUGUUGGUCGCGGGUGUGACUAAAGGUCAUGUGGCUUAAACCCCAGCCUUAAAAUUACUUCCUUUUCUUGCACCCACACCUGCCCCACCCAGGUAAACCAAGUAUCAAAAUAACUUAUUUGCUGACACUUUCCUUGACAACAUAAUAAAGUAAUUAUUUGUAAAUGUUUUUGGUCCUCUCAACCGUUAAUUGAGGAGAGCUGUUCUUCCCUUUCCUCCUGUAAUUGAUUCCAUCUUGCAGGAGUACUAAAGCAAUGUUCUUGAUUGCUCUGAUUCCAGAGUCAGUUAUAAGUAGAUUCCCCUCCAUGUCCUUCAGCCGCUCUACCUGGCCUGUAACCUGUUUACUUGCAUGUUUAUUUUAGCAUUAUAUGGCAAAGAAGGUCUUCAAGAGAUGCACAGUGCAUGGAUUGAUGGUAUAAGCCAAUACUAUAAUAACAGGGGAGGGGACAUUUGUGUAAGCGAGGCUAAGAGUAUUACUUGCCCCACCUUAGUGGUGCACGGCCAGAAAGAUCCCUUGGUUCCAGAUUUUCAUCCUGAGUUUUUACAUGCUAAUAUCAGAGGAUCCAAGCUUCAUCUAAUGCCUGAAGGAAGGCAUAAUAUCCACCUUCGCUAUGCUGAUGAAUUCAACUCACUUGUCAGGAACUUUUUGACAGGAAAAUUAGACUAAUAAACACAGAGGUUUGACUUUUUUAUCGGCAUUUUUCUAAACAAACACUGCAAACAGUUACUUGUAAAGCCUGUUAAAACUUCUGCAUCAGUCAAAGCAAAACGAACAGUGUUUUCCUAUAAUGUAGUAACGUUCCUAUAACUUUGCGUCGAGAUUAACAUGUGUUUGUCAAAACAGAGAGGCUUGUUUCAGUAGUAUGGUAUUAGCAACAUGAAAUUACCAAAAUUGAUCCAACGAGCUAACCUUCCUCUAGGGGGAGCCGCGAUUACCGCGAACUGAUCACAGUUUAGAUCACGUGACAUCGUAACAUGUUUUUGUUCAUAGCUUAUCAUUGGUGUCUGCAAGUAUUCCCAUUCAAGUCUUUGAAAGCGUUUGCGUUGCUUUGGCAAUUUUUUUGUAAUCCCUAUCACGUUAUAAGGAAUAUACUGCUACCUGUAAACUAGUACUCCGUUCAAGUACAAAAGAUUCCUCCGCGAGCAUUAAGUUGAGCC